Molecule: messenger RNA, 2850 nt
Organism: Punctularia strigosozonata HHB-11173 SS5
Lineage: Eukaryota; Fungi; Basidiomycota; Agaricomycetes; Corticiales; Punctulariaceae
Product: PGAP1-domain-containing protein
Exons: 9
Coding region: 1-2850 (949 amino acids)
Biological process (GO): endoplasmic reticulum to Golgi vesicle-mediated transport; GPI anchor metabolic process
Cellular component (GO): endoplasmic reticulum
Molecular function (GO): phosphatidylinositol deacylase activity
Source: RefSeq, a predicted model, not a curated record
AUGAUCUACCCGAGGCCGCUGCUGCUCGGACUCUGCUCUCUGCUCUUCAUUCUGGUGGUCUACCUGUCGGCUUCAACAACCCCGCUCUCGCUCUCCGCGCAAGGAUGCCGCAUGUCAUGGAUGUCCCCGUCCUACCUGCUCCAGACCGGCUUUGACCACCGCUGGACGCGGCCGACGCUCGCCAGACGAUACUCGCUCUGGCUCUACAGAGAAGUAGGUUGGGAAGAUGAGCUACACGGAUCACCCGUGCUCUUCAUACCAGGAAACGCUGGCUCGUCGCACCAAGUCAGAUCCAUAGCGUCAUCGGCGACCCGACAAUACUUCUCCUCACCCUACAUUGUUGCGCCUGAGUUCGCCGCGCGCAAUGUUAGAGACCUCGACUUCUUCGCUGUCGAAUACAACGAAGACUUGUCCGCAUUCCAUGGAACAACGCUCGAGUCACAGACAUCCUACGCCGCGGAUGCCGUGCGCUACAUCCUGUCGCUCUACCCGCCCAACACCCACCUAACGAUCCUCGGGCACUCCAUGGGCGGCAUCGCCGCCGUAUCUCUCCUAGACUCCCCGAUCGCCGCCGCAAACAUUUCUGCGGUGAUCACUAUGUCCACACCCCACACCCUCCCCCCCGCUCGGUUUGACCGUCGCAUUGAUUCUAUAUACCGCACUAAUGCAAAGAUUCUAGCAGAAUCGAGCACGCCCAUCCUGAGCCUCUGCGGCGGCGCUACGGACAUGAUGAUCCCGUCCGAAUCAUGUAUUCUCCCAUCUUCACGCUCUUCACUCACAACACCGUAUCGCAAAACGGUAUUUGCAUCCGGACUUGCGGGCGCGUGGACAGGCGUCGGUCACCGGGAGAUGGUAUGGUGCCAUCAGGUCCGCUGGCGCGUCGCGCGCGCCGCCCUCGAGCUAGCUCAUGCGCCAGUUCCUGCAGCGGCUCUCGAUGCAUGGCUCGAUGACGGUCGUGUGCCAUCAGCCGUCACCGACGACAUUCCGGCCUCGCUUACGCUCGAUCUCUCGCGUUCGGAGGUGCUCCCUGCGAGCAUGCCUCUUGUGCUCGUGGGCCCUAACGGGUUCAAAGAGCGGAUUUGGCUUAUCACAAUCCCCAGAGCUGACGAAAACAACAACCGGAGGAUGAAUCUCGUCAUGUAUGUUUCGGGCGCCAUCCCACCAGUCGCUCCGCAGAACGCGAAUGCGCUGCAGGUGACGGUCUACUACUGUGCCGGCUCUUCCUCCGUACCGGAAGAUGGCAAGGAAUGCGAACGUAUCGCGCCAUUCCAGCAUCGGCUGCUGCCGAGUCCAGUUCCAGGGAAGAAAUUCCCUGUGCCUGGAGAGGGUUCAGAUGAGAGUGAGGGCGUCGUAUACUUUGAAGCAGAUGUCACUGCCGCUCCGAAUGGAUGGGUGGCGCUUAGAGUGCAAGGAGCGGACGGGCGAGGGUGGGUGGCUGCCGGGUUUGAACCCGGCGACGCCCUGUUGAACGACGCCGGAACUUUCGAUCUAGCUAUCGGCAAGACGUUGGUAAAUGUCGAUCCUACCGCCCUUCGCACGCGUAUUCAUCUGCCGAACCUCCUGGCGAACGUUCUCCUCGUGUAUCGCCUCACCCCUAUCAUGCAACCCACUUUUACACGGGAGAAAUGCUCACAAAGUUUCUUAUCGCCGCUCCUUACGCAUACGUCCGGAGGCGCCAAUGUGGAGACACACUAUCACCCACUCUCGCCGCUUACGCUACAACACCCAGUUCUACUGCACACACACAUUUCUGGACCGUACAUCGCGUCGUCAGCCGGCGCUCGCGGCAUUGAACUAACGAUCCACUCAGUUUCGAAGUCCGAUUGCGGCGUCGCUGCCGUGGAAAUCAAGAUAGAUCAGUGGAGUACGCUGGGGAGGUGGGGAUCGCGGCAUUGGCCUGCGCUGGUGUGCUGGUCCGUCGGUGUGGCCUCGAUACUCCUGUUUCAGGCGCUGGGUGCUGCAGAGGCCGGUCUUCGGGUGCCUUCGCUCGCUGCGUCAUUGUCCUCCUUCGCUCAACGGCCGCUUCCCGCGUUGCUCCUCGCUUCGCUACUCCUGGCACAUCUUCCUCUCCCGGCGAGCCUAUACAUUGGCACUGGCGGUGAGAUAUUUUUCACCCCCAUCGCGCCACUACUUCUCGCGACAGCAAGCGGCUUGGUAUGCCUCAGCUACGCGUUGCUCAUAAUCCUUAUGCUUCCCUUGCGGCUCCUUAGCAAGCGACAGGCAGACACGACGGUCCAUCGCAGAACUGUCUUCUCUAUGCUGCUCAUACUGCUGCUCAUAUUUCUGCUGGUCCCGUGGCAAGUCGCCUUCCUCGGUGCUUGGUGCAUUCAUCUUUAUACCUCUGCAACAUCCCGACGCAACGCCGUAGCGAUUGCACAGUCCUCCCGCACGACUUCCGAGGGAUCUCCCCAGGAAGACAACAAACCCGAAGCCUGUGCGAACGAUCGUAGUCCAUGGUCCGGAGCCGAUCGCCACAACAUGGAUAUGCAUAUUCUGCUGUUCCUUACGUGGCUGCUGCCGCUCACGGCACCCGUGCUCGCGGUGUGGGUCCGCACGCUGUUGACAGCCGGUUGGACAACACCCUUUGACGGAGAUCAUAAUCCACUGCUCGUCGCACCUUUCCUCGUACUCGUGGAUUUUGCUAGCUGGACGAGUGGUAUACUACUCCCCCGGCAGUCAAGGGAGCCAAUAUCGUUACGCAUCACUCUUAUAUUUGUGUCCUUGGUUGCUUUCGUGUGGGGUCCGCGGCAUACAUACACCAUCUUCGACGCCACCGGUGUCGCCAUUGGCGCACUAGUAACCAUACGUAUCGGUCCUCGAUACUGGGGUGGGGUUUCAUAUUUCAGGUAG